This is a messenger RNA of Linum tenue, 4397 nucleotides long. Lineage: Eukaryota; Viridiplantae; Streptophyta; Magnoliopsida; Malpighiales; Linaceae. The record is from the annotation of a GenBank genome assembly.
AGACUUUCUCGUUUAUUUCCAGUUAAACCCUCCGGAAGAACCGUUUCCGAGUCCCGCCUGCCCAGCUCUUCAGCUUUCUUCCUUCUGUCUCUCGGAAAAGAAUUUCUUUCCCUUUCUUUCUACCCACUGACACUGUCUUCCUUCCUUCCUUCCCUUCAGCUAGACCCUUGUCCCUAGGGUUUGUUCUUUACUCACAGCUCUCGCCGCCUUCCCUCUCUCUCCUCUAUGGUUCGCGAAUUUUAGGUCCUUUCAAUUGCUUCAAUUCUAUACCCUAGAGUUCGGGAACCCUCAAAUUUACUUUUCCGAGAUGGAGGAAGGGAGCAACGGCGCCGGCGGAGGAGGAGGGGAAUCGUCUUCUUCCAGGACCACGCCUUCCUACGUGAAAUUGGGGGACAGACAGAUUUUCACGGUGGAGCUCCGGCCCGGGGAGACUACAUUUGUCUCGUGGAAGAAGCUCGUGAAAGACGCCAACAAGAAUUGCAGUGGAUCUGCACCAGUUCCCGACCCGCCUCCUCCGGCCAACGCCCACCCCAACCUGGAGUCCCGUAUUGCCCCAGGACAAGGGGCAGAUAAUGAAGAAAAUGAUGAUACUCAUCCUCAUCGUUUCAGUGCCGUGAUUGAGAAGAUUGAACGCCUUUACAUGGGGAAGGAUAGUAGUGAUGAUGAAGAUAUGAAAGAUGCCCCUGAUGAUGAUCAGUAUGAUACAGAAGACUCUUUUAUUGAUGACGCCGAGCUGGAUGAAUAUUUUGAAGUUGAUAAUUCCGCAAUAAAGCAUGAUGGAUUCUUUGUCAAUAGGGGAAAACUUGAGCGCAUAAGUGAGCCUGCUGCUAUUCCCAACCUGCAGCCAAAGAAAAGGAGGAGAAAAGAUUUAAAUAAGGCUCCUGGUGACAGUGGCAAUGUUAAUGUAUCUAAUAAACAUGCUAAGAUUGGAAAAUCAACAGCUGGAAAGACAGUGCAAUCACUUGGAAUGAACUCCUCCAGCCCCUCACAGGAUUUGGUUAAAUCAGGUGGAUAUAAUGAGGAUGUGAAGCCCCUUAAUUUGUCUGGAACUUCUUCCAAGAAGAAAUCUGGAGAGGCUAAACUAUGCUUGGAUCCAUCUUCAACCACAAAGAUGUCAAAUGGUAAGGCAUCAAUGGCAGAAGACAAGAAUUUUCAGAUGCAGAAGCCUGGAAGUCACCAAGCAAAGAACUUUUCAAGUAAAUCAAAAGAUGCUAGUGGAUCUUCUGAUGCUUCACACCUCAUACAUCAGAUUCAGGAUAAAAGUGCUUAUGGACAAAAUAAGUUGCAGUCUGGAAAACCUUUUAAUAAUGUUGAAGAACCCGAAUCGUCUGUUCAGUCAAAAGAAAGAAAUGGUUUCAGAAUACUGCCUGACCUUAAUAGUGCUCCUGAUGGAAAGAUGACUGUGCAUAAAACAGCAUCAACUGUCCACAAAAGGGAUGGUUCCAGUGUCAGGCCAAAAGGCUCAAUGCUAGAAAAGGCCAUCAAGGAGCUGGAAAGAAUGGUUGCAGAAUGCAAGCCAAGGAAAAAUGUCAAUGGAUUUAAUAAAUCGCCUCAUGAGUAUCCUGGGUCACUUAAUACAGCUCCGGACGCUGAAGGCUUGUCAGCAAUGCAAGAGAAAGAUGAUAGGUUUCAAAUGAUUAAAAAGGAAGUUGCUGAGAUGAUCAAGACUCGUGUCCCAUCAUCAGAGUCCAAGGCUAUUGAGCACCAAGCUGGAUCAUCUGAUGAUUUUCAAGAUCUUAAUUCAGACAACAAAGGAGUCGUGAAACGGAAGUUCGGCAUGGAUGCUGUGUUGGAGGACAAAGUUUGUGAUCUUUAUGACCUUUUUGUUGAUCUCGUAGGGCUGUGGCCAAGUGGUGCCAUGGACAACCACGGCAUCAAAAGAGCAAUAUGUCGAGCAAAAGAUAGACGAAGGGCUAUUUACAGCCGAAACAAGGAAGAGGAGAAAAUCAGAAGGAAAAAGAUAAUGCAAGCGAGACCAGAGGAACCUGACCGAGCUGAUCCAAGUACAGCUUUCCAGGCUCAGACGCAGCAGCACUUGCGUGAGAGAUCGACUAGCAACACAGGUGGUGGGCCGGUCUUGGCUUUGGCUAGCAAACCGAUGUCCGGCCAGAUGUUGAUCACCCAGGGAACCAGUAGUAGUAUCUUGGGGAGUGCCCAUAAUUUGGAGAGGCCAAAGCAGGACAGGGCGAAAGGAAGUGUUUCCAUGGAAGAAGUGAAAAUGGAAUUUGCUGUUGGUGAAGGAGUUUCGGUGAAGAAAAAGGUGAAGAGAAAACCAGAAGCCGAACUGGAUCAAACCCACUUCCGGUCAGAGAAGACUUAUUUGCAGUCGAGCGAUGAAAGACACAAGUCGGUUAAGCCAGCUCCUGUGGUUUCCCAGAAGCUAAGUCUUCAAUCUGCUGUCCUGCCGGAAGAAGAGGAAGGAGGGAGAGUGGGCCUUGAAACGAUAGCCUCUGAUUCUGUUUCCACGGGACAUGAGAAGGAAGAAGAUGAGGAAUCCAUCGGUGUGGACUGGAUUAGUGAAUUACCUGACGGAAUUCUCGUCAGCAUUCUGUCCCUCUUGAAACUCAAGGAUGCGGCCAAGACUUCAUCGCUUUCAAGUAGAUGGGUAAAUCUGUGGAAAUCAGCUGUAACCGAGCUUGAUUUUGAUGCCUCUGAACUGUUGGAACUUGUUAACUACGACGAGGAUCUAAUGCCGAGGAGAAGGAUUGAGUUCAGAGAAUGGGUGAGUGGGGUUGUGAGGCAGCUAACGGAUGCGUCCUCAGCCUCAAAAAAACUGACCAAGUUUAGGAUUUCGUUUGCCUUGACCAAUCGGUGCAACUCGGAUGGGGAUAUUGAUAGAUGGCUGAAAUUUGCAAUCUCGAAAAGGACAGAGUCCCUUGAGCUGUCAUUCGACACACCUUUACUGGACAGUUCCUGUGAUGGUGAAAAUUAUGUUUUCCCCGAGGAUUGUUUCAGUUACAUCAAAACUCCAGCUGGAUUGUCUGAUAUAAAGUCCCUCAGGUCCAUACGCUUGAGUUAUGUCGAAGUCAAGGGCGAGACUCUUGAACACUUCAUCUUGAAUUGCCCCUAUCUUGAAGAUUUAGCGGUGCACGAUUCAAAGUUAAUAGUGAAUCUCCGGAUUGCUUCGGGUUCAUCAUCACCCCUUCCUUUGAAGCACUUAGAAGUGAGGGGAUGUGAUAAUCUAGAAUCCCUAGAGGUUGAUAAUGUCCCAUGCCUCUCCCACUUUAAAUAUCAGGGUCAUCCGCCAGUGGAACUGCGUCUGGAGAAUUGUGUUAGUCUUGUGGAUGUGUACGUAGGCUUUGCUGGGUAUGAACCUGGUUUGCCAUUUCAUUCCAUCUCCCAGUAUGCUGCUCAAUUGGCGGCGCUUACCAUGAACAUCACCACGAAUUGCAUCUGUUUUUCGAAUGUGGCUGACUUCACCCGCCUUGAGCUGCUGAAGGUUGAGAUAUCCGGAAGGUUCGAUGAUACUGUCAUCGGCUUGGUUACUUUGAUAAACGCUUGUCCUCGAUUGCGCACAUUGAGGGUGUUGAUGAUGACGUACUACUGCACUGAUGAAUGGUGUGGAGGAAUGCUGAAACCACGGGUGGAUAGAGUAGUUCGUGAGAGCAUAAAAACAGUGGAGAUUAUUGGGUUUAAAGGGUAUCCAAUUGACUGCGAGUUUAUGGAGUAUGUGCUGGAAUGCUUCACAGGGAUGGAGAGGAUACUUGUUGAUCAUGGCAGUGAGAAACGAGCCAAUGAAGCCAGAAAGCGCGCAUUGGAGUUUCAGUCGAGAGUUUCCCCUUCAAUUGAUUUUGUUAUAAUUUAGUUCUUACUGAACCUUCUGGCCUUCUGAUAUGGUGUUCCAGUAGUAUUUGGUGUUCCCGUUUGUCCUUGCGCUUGUAACUUGUGCCCUAUGUAAUCUCAAUUUAAUUUCUGUGCGUUUCUCAAUAAAAUGGCUCGAGUUUGCAGUACUAUCAACAAGUGUAUAGUAUAGUCCUUUCUUGAGUUGUAUAUGGAUGGAAAGAUCAACUCGGUACAUUCUUAAUACUUUCGAUUUUGUCAGAAUCGUCACUAAGGCUUGCUUCUGGGUUUGUGUUUGCAUGAUCAGAUAUCUUGAUUGGGGUAUGCGGAAGCAGGCAGGUUUUAUGACAGUUUUCCUUGCUGAUGCUCAAUGAGUUUGUUUCUGGAGAUCGGUAUCAUUACUGCUUUACAUCACAAGAGCCUGGCUAAAAUCCCUCCCUGGGUUCUGUUUUGCAGGACAAGCAUCUUCUAUUUGGUUUAUGACUUGCUGUCCACUCCAGGGAAAGCCUGGAACAGAGUCGUCAUGGAAAGACAUGGAUGCAUUCAUUUCUGCAGAGUGUUUUGGUUCCAGCUGUGAUUGUAGAAAAACAUGUAAGGUCAAACCCAGUUUCAUGCCA